Messenger RNA from Populus nigra (black poplar), 1880 nucleotides. RefSeq lists its product as uncharacterized. NCBI's taxonomy places the organism in Eukaryota, Viridiplantae, Streptophyta, Magnoliopsida, Malpighiales, Salicaceae. The transcript has 4 exons. Bases 219 to 1523 code for a protein of 434 amino acids. The record is from RefSeq and is a predicted model, not a curated record.
UUCCACAUCUACCCAAACCAGUCAUCUAAAGUUCUAAACUAAAACCCACGCUUCUAGCCUCUCUCUCUCAAAUCCCAGCCCGCCGCUUCGUAUUUCCACCUCCGGCCUUCCUCUCCAAAACCUCGGCAGAACCCUUAUCCACCCCCAACACCACUUGGUGGUGUUUUCUAGUUCACAAAAAAAGUAUAUAAAAAUCUCCCCCCUCCAUCCAUUAGCAAAUGGCGGCCGCUUCUACCUCAGAAAUAACAGAGGGACCCGUCCUUAGCCUGAUCACCAAACGCCUUCGCGGUCUCAAGAAGAAAUUCAACCGAAUCGUCCAGAUGGAAGAGUCAAUCGCCCAAGGAAAGCCUAUUAACAAAGAACAAGAGGACUUCCUCCGUUCCAAACCCUCUGUCGCUGCCGCAAUUGAUGAGCUUGAGAAGCUGCGCCAGCCUCUCUCUGUCGCUGUGUCCGAAGAAAUUGAGCUUGCUGCCCAUCGACUCAACCCUAAAUCUGACAGCACAGUUGUUCCGGAAGCAAGUAAUGGAGUGGUGGAGGAUCUGUUGCAUUUGUUUUAUUUUGGGUGCUUGUUUGAUGUAAGGUCCCAGAACGAUUUCACUGCCACCAUGUUGACUCGGACGCAUGAAAGAGGUUGCUGCUUGACUUAUGAUUAUGUCACUGAUGAUGCUACGGAUCUGCUUAGCGAGAGGGAUUUGGAUAUGAUUUCUAUACUGGGUGGUGGUUUGCUCAUUUCGCGCCCUGUCAAUUCUAGCUUAUCUCAUAAGAAUGCUUUGCAGCGAUGCAUGGAGCAUGCCAAGUUGUGGCUGGCUAAUUCUGACCAACCAAUUGAUUCGAACGUCAACGUUUCCUAUGCUGAAUUGAGGGAGAAGCUCAAUAAGAUCAUGGCUUCUGAUUAUUUCACUACAACACCAGAGAUUAAAGCUCCAGUGGAAAUGGCUGCUGCUGCUGGCAAUUAUGUGCCGUUCCAAGUUCCUUUCUCAGCACAUAUGGACGAAGACUCUGUGGCGCAAUACCAGCCAAAGGAACAAGAGACAGAAAAUAUCCAACAUGAAACUGGUGAUGAUCAAUCUUGUCCUGCUGAGGAACUUCAGAAGGAUGAACAAGAGACUGAAAACCCAGCAGUUGUCUCGGAUCAAGAAGAGCAAGACAACCCAUCUAGAGAAGUUGAAGUAUAUUAUAAUCAGAGAGAGGUAGGGCAUGUAGAAGUUGAUCAUAAUCAGAGAGAGGCAGAGCCUAAGGAGCAACAAUACGUUUCUCGAAGGAACUACCAGAACCAAAGAGGUGGUCGCGGCGGCGGCAAUGGUGGUCGCAGGGGUUAUUCAAAUGGUCGUGGUGGUCGAAGUGGUGGUAGAGGAGGUGGUGGCUACCAGAUUGACCGCAACCAACACUAUGAUCAGCCUGGAAACUAUUAUCAGAGGAACAACUAUAAUAAUCAAGGAAGGGGUGUCAGAGGUGGUGGGCACACUUAUAACAACAAUGGUUCUACAGGUGAAGCCCCGGCUGAUGUUGGGGUGGCUUCAUGAUGACACUCGUUGCUUGUCCGUAGGGUGUCGAGUUCCAUGUUUUUUAGGCUGGUGGUGAAAACAUUUCUUUUGCUUUAUGUGAAACUUGUCCAGAAUGCAGGUUGAUGUUUACGAAUACACCACCCAGGACACCCCUCCUUUUUGUAGUUCAGCCUGCGAACUUCCAUUGAAAACUUUUAAGAAAAUGAAGUUCAGCUUGAUUUGCUAAAAAAGGGGUUAAUUAGCGAACUUUUAGCGGCUUCUUGUUGAUGAACUUGAUCGGUGUUGGGUUAGGCAGGCAGGCAGAUAGGUUUUCUUGGUAUAUGUGGCAGAGCUGUAAGGUUUAUUGUUAUUUAACUCUACUUCUCUCGCCGUUCA